[Torrubiella] hemipterigena is the source of this 3797-nucleotide messenger RNA. Lineage: Eukaryota; Fungi; Ascomycota; Sordariomycetes; Hypocreales; Clavicipitaceae. The record is from the annotation of a GenBank genome assembly.
GGCCGCUGUUGGGCCUGGCGCAUCCACGCUAGCCUGUUCUUUUUACUCGUUUUGGCGAGUGCAGCGACGUGCUGAGCCCACUGUUGUGCCUGCACUGCUGCGGCGCCAGGCUUUGCUCGCUCACUCAUCCCCUGGCCUGCCUUCUGGUCGCUCCCCCGGUCGGCCACCAACAAACAACACGCAAGUGUCUUUUCUGCCCCUUCGCCCCAACCUAAGGCCCUUCUCCUCCUCUUCUUUUCCUGUCUUCAUUCUCACCACUUUUGCACAUUUGCAAACGCCGCCGCGCGCACUUUGAGUCUUUCUUUUUCUUCUUUUUUGGUGCGAUUCCAGUCGUACUGCUCAAAAAAAUAAUUUUUUUUUUGAGUAGUCCCCUGGUCCUGCCCGUCCACUCCUUUCUUUGCCUCAUUUUUGCCUGUAUUUAUUCAGCCCAGCCUUUUGCGAGUAUUUUUGUUAUUGCUUUUCUCUUCAUUAGCCUUAUGAUCUCGCACACUCAUUACCAAGCCAUUCGCGAUAAGACUUCCUCGACACAUACGCAGACAACUCACGACCUUUGAGCGACCCGAGUUUAACACUACACUGUAUCCCUUAUGAUCUGCUUCAUCUUCUAGCACCUUUAUAAAGUAUAAUCUACCGUCCAGUGGCUGGGGAGACCAUGGCUGCCGCCGUCAACCCGGAUUCUGCUGGUGGUGUUUCGCCUCCAGCAGAAUCACGAUUCGAUGCACCCGACACUUCACAGCCUGCUACGCCAAAGAUGAACCAUGAUUUCGUAUUCCCAGCACAGUUACACGCUCUCUCACCCACAUCGCCAAGGUCGCCUGGUCGCCGUCGAGCCCUGUCUCCAAUUCAGGUUGGUGACGAAAGCAAAUCGCCCGAUGACGACUCCCAAGGACGAGCAGCUCUCCCAGUCUUUAGUUUCAACCCAGGAGCGAUGCUGCCUCCCAACCCUGACGAAUCGCCAAUGCUUAGCCCUCCAACGUCGCCAUUUUCUUCCAAGCCCAGCCCGUCGUCUUCGAAACCCCCACGACACGGCCACCGACGCGGAGGAAGUGAAUUUGUUGGUGGUAGCAUUCGUGAUGGCAAUUCUAUUGCUGUCAUGAGUACUAGCCCGACAAAGGAGAACGGUUUCGCGUCAGCUGGCCUUCAGCCCCCUCGCCGUGGUCACCGCCGUGGCGUCUCGGGUGCCAUUUCCACCAACGACUUACCCAUCUUGCAGCCGCCUCUGUCAUCUUGGUCAAUGCCUAAAGGCAACAGCGCCCCCAACAGCCCAACAAACUUUGACCAGGGAGUAAUGGCCACCAUACCAAUGCUCGACGGAGCCAAUAUGAUUUCGCUGAAUGAUUCUGUUGGACAACUGGAACCAUCGCCUGAGCUUCUAGACAAUCCAAGCGAUGAGGAGAAGACCGUAUUGAAGAAGAAGUCAUCAAACAAGGGACGUGUUGGAUUUUCCGAUACCCUCGAAUUUAUCCCGCGACCCUUGUCUUUGGUCUCUAGCGACACGUCCAGCACAAUGACGGCACGGCCCAUGCAUUCUGUCUCUGGCAGCAUUUCUUCUGUGGUUUCGCCAACCUCUCCUACUGACCGAGACGCAAUUCCAACUGUUACGCGUAGUCCUACCAGAGACUUUAACGACCAUAGACCUGGUACCGCUGGUGCGAUUCUCGAUCGAACUUCAUCUAUUGCGGAGACAGCCGAUACCUCGCCCCGGCGACGUAACUCAAUCCCCGCUUUGAUUGGACUGGCCGAAGCACAAGAGGCCGCCGCCGGCUCUGCAAACCAAACGAAGCCAUCUAAGCGAUGGUCAUUCUUUGGUUUAGAACCUUUCCUUAACUCAAGCACCGCAUCGAAAGUUCGACCAACAAGCUCAAGUUCGACCGAUUCAGGCAACUCUUCGGAAGAUGACUCUGAAGCGGAUGCCAUUGAUGGAUCUCGUUCCAAGCCAAAGAAGAGAAGCCGCAAAUCUAAAGUCAAGAAGGGUAUGAAGGGAUGGGCCGGCUCAAUUUUGCCAAUCAAGCCGAGACAUGAUAAGAAGCGUGCGAAACCCGGCGACGUUCGGCCACCCACCCCGCCAGCUCCUGCAAUGGUAAUGGAUGAAGAUGAAGAUGAAGAGACUGCUACCACGCCUGUGCUUCUGACACCAACUAUUGUUCUGCCCCCUGCAGAACCACCAAAGAAAGCUCGCGAGGAUAUUGCGUCGCCGAUGAUUGAUUUGGAUGCCGCUCUUGGUCCUUUCAACACGCCUUUGCCUCACAAUCCUGAAUGGGAGGCUGCUCAACGCGCCGCCGGUAAUGUCGGUAAGCGACGAUUGCACAGUGCCCAAGGCCUCAAGGGAUUCAACGGCCCCGGAAUGCACUAUCAUAGACGUGCCGAGUCCGCACCAGACUUGCCACCAUUCGAUGCUGGUCGAGCUGGUAUCCACCGCUUCGGCAGCAGCUCUACAAUGGCUGACGUGUUUGAAGAAGAUGAAGAAGAUGAAGGCCGCCACGAUACGCAACAUGAUAAGAGCCCUGGUUCCAAGUCAGACUCGGACCCAGAGACGUCUCCUUCGCUGCCUUCGUUGUCUAGCCGCACCUCCCUAGCAGAGAGCACUUCUCGCCAAGUCCGCCGAACUGGAUCUGGUCUUAGCGAAAAGGAUCUCAAUGUCGCACGCUCGGUACGUACCGAGUGCUCGCGCACUUCAUUGCACGAGAACGUCAUCAUGGAAGAGCCAAUUUGGGGCAACCCUAGUGCCCGCAGUCCUAGCCUUGCCCAGGGCCGCAGCUCUUUUGACUCGUCUAUGCCAUCGCCCAAGAAGUUGCUUGCGUCAUUUGAGGGAAGCGACGGGAGAAUGUCAACUUCCAACAGCCCUACUGUCGCAUCGGUCUCGACAAUGCCCAUGAGCCCGUAUUCUAUGAGUCACGCCUCUUCUCAUCCUUCACCACGAUCACCCAUGUCUAUUGAUGCACAGCGAAUCUCGACUGCACCAUCUUCGGUUGCUGAUGAAACUAGCUUUCAGUCGUUACUCAUGGGCGAGCCUGGGCCAGAGGUGCGAAUCUCCAUGGAUUACGACAUCCCGUCGCUCAGCUCUAGUACAACAACUAUGACACGUGAAAGUGCUUUCGUACCUACUGCGAGGCCGUAUCAGGCAGCUCUCCGAGAGCAGCGUCCUGCUUCCAUGUCAUCUGCUGCGUUUGGCCGUCGACGAUCAAGCCUUAUUAGCCUGUCCCGGCUCAUUAGUAGCUCUCAUGGAGAGCGCAGCAAGCUCUCUACAGAGCUCACGGCUGACGGUGAUGUAGAGCCACGCUUGACGAAGAAACCCAAGAAAACACGUUUAGGGAAGAUGAUGCAGUUCUGGAAGCCAAACAAAUCGGACUCUGCGACUGGUCACGCACGAACCUGAUCAUGAGCCUUACCCGCGCACUAUAUCCUUUUUUUUUAUAAAAAAAAACCUUUACGAAUGAACGCCAGGUCACCUUGCCGUCGGAAAUGCUCAUGGCAGAUCCUGUUAUGUCAAGAAGUCUUCCCGCAUUCGAAACGGAGCUGAAUAACAUUACAACGCAUUCUUUAUGAGGUCAAAGAAAUGGAGGUGGAGUCUUUGCCUUUGGUGAUAUGAUCACCUUUUAUUUUAUUUUCAGUCUCUUCUAAAGCAGCCGUGUUUGCGGCAAACCGUACAAAUGCUUUGUUAGGACCAGGCGUCGGGUCAUUUGCAUAAACAAUUUUUGAUGUAUUUUUUUAUUCUUUGCUCUGCGUGGCCACGAUCAUUACAUAUGCACAUGGAGGAAAUUGACAUUGAGGUAGCGGACCUUGAUGAAGAAAGGAGG